AUGGAUUCAAUCAAACCCUCUUCAACCCCAACCAAAAGCAGACUAGCAAAAACAUUCCAGAAAGUCAUCAGCCUCAAAACAUCCACAAAGUCUCUAUCCAACAAUGGGUUUUGCUUGAUUAUACCUCAAGAAAAACUCAAAUGCUGUGACCCAAGUCAACAAUUUGAAAAAGAAGACACUGAUGAGGCCAGUUUCAAGAACAGAGCCGCCAUUGAAGCCUUCAUUGCCAAGCUCUUUGCCACCAUUUCUGCAGUUGAAGCUUCUUAUGCUGAGCUCCAAAUAGCUCAGUUUCCAUACAAUGUAGAUCAUGUUCAGUCUGCAGAUCAAGCAGUAGUGAAUGAACUCAAAGCACUUUCAGAGCUAAAAUAUAGUUUCUUGAAGAAAAAAAUCGAUUCUUCACCACCCCAUGUGACUCUGUUACUAGCAGAAAUUCAAGAACAACAGUCUCUCAUGAAGACUUACGAGAUCACAAUGAAGAAAAUGGAGUCUGAAAUUGAAGUCAAAGAUUCUGAAAUUUCUUCACUGAAAGAAGAAUUGAAUGACACCACUCUGAACAACAAGUCACUCGAGAAGAAACUCAAUGAAAGUGGGUGUUUCUCUGUUCUUGACAAUGUGAAUCCAUCAAAUUCAGACCCAAAAGACUUUAACAUGGUUUUAAACUACGUAUUGAGAUCUGUAAGAAACUUUGUGAAGCUUUUGAUCAGAGAAAUGGAGUCUGCAAAUUGGGAUAUUGAAGCUGCUUCAAAAGCCAUAGAGCCUGAAGUCACAUUCAAGAACACAGACCACAAGUGUUUUGCUUUUGAGUCAUUUGUUUGCAGAGAAAUGUUUGAUGGGUUCAACAUUCCAACUUUCUCUCUCCUAAUCGAGUCUUUACAAGAUGAUAAUCAGGGUCGAUUUUUCUUCUUUGAUCAGUUCAAGAAGCUAAAAUCAGUGGGUUCGAUUCAAUUUCUGAAAGAGAAUGAGGAUUCUCUGUUUGGGAAGUUCUUGAAGACGAAGUAUCUCCGUUUGACUCACCCGAAAAUGGAGACUUCAUUUUCCGGGAAUUUGAAUCAGAGAAAGAUGAUCAACUCCAGCGAGUACCCAGAAACGGAAUUUUUCAAGGUUUUUGCGGAAAUGGCGAGAAGGGUUUGGAUUUUGCACUGUUUGGCAUUUUCUUUUGAUCAACAACUGGGUAUUUUUCAAGUGAGAAAGGGUUCAAGAUUUUCCGAAGUGUUCAUGGAGAGCGUUGAUAAUGAUGUGUUUGCGGCGGCUGACGGCGGUUUUGUGGUGGCGUUUACGGUGGUUCCGGGCUUCAGGGUCGGCAACAUGGUGAUACAAAGUCGGGUAUAUCUGUCUCCGGCGGUAAAUCCGGUGAAUGAUUUGUGUUUUUAA
Ilex paraguariensis (yerba mate) is the source of this 1371-nucleotide messenger RNA. The record is from the annotation of a GenBank genome assembly. NCBI's taxonomy places the organism in Eukaryota, Viridiplantae, Streptophyta, Magnoliopsida, Aquifoliales, Aquifoliaceae.